This is a messenger RNA of Chlamydomonas reinhardtii, 3327 nucleotides long. RefSeq lists its product as uncharacterized. The transcript has a single exon. Lineage: Eukaryota; Viridiplantae; Chlorophyta; Chlorophyceae; Chlamydomonadales; Chlamydomonadaceae. Gene Ontology annotation, cellular component: nucleus; RNA polymerase III complex. Gene Ontology annotation, biological process: DNA-templated transcription. The coding region runs from base 179 to 1411 and encodes 410 amino acids. The record is from RefSeq and is a predicted model, not a curated record.
CGCUCCAGUCUGCAGACAUCGAAGGACGUUCAGCUCAGCGUCCCGCGACGCGCCUGGGGGAGGGGAGCUGCUCGGCUGCUUGUGUCCCGCAGCCGCCAUCGCAUACACACACGCCGACCAUAUACUCGGCUUCCGAGUACCGAGGCUCGCAUACUUGUCACUUGUAAAGCCAUAUAUCAUGGAGCCCAUGGACAUUGACGACGACGACCCCGUCGUUCGCGAGCUGGAUGUUUAUAUUUGCAAUGAGUUUGCCGGCUCAAGCACGCAGCUAGGGCUGCUACAGCACCCUCUGCGUCCACCAUGGCGCCCAUAUGACUAUAGCAAAGCCAAAGGCAUGCGCUUCAAGCCGAAGGCGAAGCGCAUUGAGGUCGACCUGCCGCUUGACACGGAAUCCCGCAACUACAACGAUGUCAUCGAGGACAUGAAAAAAGUCAACCAGUUUACGCUGCGCUCCACCCUGACGGAGGACCGCACCAACCUGGCGGUGGCCACCGUCAAGGGCGGCAAGCUGCUCAUCGCGCCGCUGGACUUUGCGGUGCAGCUGCGCCCUUCCAUGCACCACCUCAACGUGGCGGCCGGCGACAAGUCGAAAGGCCCCGGGCACGAGAGCGACGAUGAGGAGGACGACGAGCCCAAGCUGCACGCGGUGGAGGUGCAGGUGCAGAAGCGCGAAACGGAGCGGCAGGCGCAGGCGCGCAAGAACAGCUACGCCUACAUCACGCAGCAGGAGGAGGAGGAGGCGUUCGUGAACCUGGGCAUCCACGGCGACAACAGCGUGGCCGCGGAGCAGAUCUGGGAGAAGUUCAUGGCAGCCAAGGAGCUGGACCACGGGUCGCGGAAAAUGGAGCGGCAGGCCUACCUCCGUGCCAUUGUGCCGCCGCCCAGCGUCACCGCCUCCAACCCCCACGGCGCCGGGCCCGACGGCGCCGCCGUCGCGCCUGGUGCCGCGCUGCUGCCCACCGCCAUCGGCUCCGCGGGCGGGCAGCUUUCGGAGACGGCGCGCGCCGCGCUGCCGGCGGCGCUCCGCGCGCUGUUCAAGGAGCACACGGUCUGCAGCCUGGCCAACGUGCGCAGCUGGCUGGACUCGGCCGCCGCCGCCAAAGACGCCAAAGAGGCGGCGCUGCUGCCCGACAAGGCGCUGCACGACGCAGUGCUGUCGCUGGGGCACCUAAAAUCCAUGCACCGCGUUUACGUGGUCACCAAGACAGGCGACGAGAAGACCGACCCGCUGCGGAAGCUGGUGGUGGAGCUGCUGGAAGCCAAGGAGAGCUUUAAGCGCAGCGAGUUCAACGACCUGUCGCGGACCAACAACAUGAGCUUCAGCGAGAGCCAGUACAACAAGGUGGUCAAGGACAUCUGCGAGAGCCGCGGCAACACGUGGCACAUCAAGAACGGCGCGUCUGGCAUCUGAGGGAGCCGGGCAGGCAGGGAGGCAGGACGCUAGGGAGGGAGCCUGGGAGGGAGCCAGGGAGGGAGGCGGGAAGGCAGGCAGGAGGGGUAGCUCUGGCGCGGCGAGGCGGUGGUGGCGGCGGCGGCGGCGGCGGCGGCAGCGGCGGCAGCGGCGGCAGCAGCGGCGGCGGCAGCGGUGCCGCUGCAGCAGCAGCUGUAGUUGUGGUGUGCCUGUCCAACAGCGGCGGCGGCGAUGGACCUACCAAGCAGCUGUGGCGGCGCCGGCGGCGCGGCUAGGACGGGCGAUGCGGCUCAGCAGAGCAGAGCAGCUGGCGGCCUGGCGGCAGCGACAUCGGCGGCGGCGGCGGCGCCAACAGCUGGGUGCCGGCCGCGGCUUUGCAUUAGCAGUGGGCAAAGGGCAGAGCCGGGCGGCGCGGCGCAGCAUGGGCGUUGGCGGCGGCGGCGAUGGCGGCGGCGGCGGCUGGCAACAUCGCAUGUCGUGGGCGCGGGCUGCUUGUGCUGUGUGGAUGGGCUAGGAGCGAUUGCACAGCGCCGCGGCAGUCGAGGCGCAGGCACGCGCGUGUGGGUGUUGCCGCCAACAGCCCGCCGCCGGGGAGAGCUGUCGGCAUCGGGGGCGCACGUUGGCGGUCCGCUAUCAGCAGCGGCUGGUGGAGCCGGUUGAGCUGUGGCACCUGUGCACUGGCGGCAGCCGGCUUUAUGGUGGUGGCGUGGCAGCUGGACUCGGGCCGCCUGCCGCAUGUUGGCAUGGGUCACGGGGAAACGGCCGCGGGGUGACGGGGGGAGGGGUAAGAGCCUGGGAGCGGGAGGGCGAAGGCAGCUGGGCAUGUGCCCGGACAGCGGCCGGCAGGAUUAUGGCGCCGGCUGGGCCCAGCGGUGGGCAGGCAUCGGUAUGGGGCAGAGGGCGAUGGGGAGGGGCAUACAGCAGAGCGUCAAGCUAGCCAUGGGCUGGAGUCAUCUCAGGCGCCUGCUGACAGGGGCCCGGCGAGCCUUGAUGCUGGUAUGGCUGGGGGCUUACGGGUGCAGCAUGGCAUUGCCGCUGGCGGUGUGUGGGGUGUAGGUUGGGAAGGUAGCGUCGGCAGGACGCGCUUGCUGCGUGGAGUGCAAUGAACGAGAUAACUGACUUGAAAGGGAUAUCCAGCACUGACUUGCUGCAAUGGAAGCUGGCGCGCCAGACUUGCACUUGCGCUUGGGUAUGCGAGGAAGCAUGGCUUCAUUAUUACAGUCAUGACUGGGCAAGGCUAGGUGCGCUGUUUGCGGUGUGUGUUUGUAUGUUGGAAGGAGGGAUGCCUGUUGGGGUAUUGGCCAGCGCCUAACUGCCAUAAUUACGGUAUUCUAUAUCCAAUUCUGCCUUGUGGAUUGGGGACACGGCAGUACAUGGGUGUUAUGGCCGGGUGGCCAUGCAUGCAGUACUUGAGAAGGCGGGCUGCCCGGCAUGUUUGUUGCGCGUGCCGGUUUGGCACCCUCGCAGUUCUCGCGUAUGUGGAUGGAGGGCAGUGUGCGGUGCUAGUCCGCUGUUUGUUGCUGCGGGAAAGCGACCUGGAGCCAGGAUCUAGUGAGCAGAGAUGGCUCGCGAGCCACUACACGCACGACUAUCCAUGCCAGUCACGCAAGUGUAGAAGUGGGAGUACGGUUUGGAUGCAAUCCCGGGCUGCGCCGCCGCCCCGGGGUGCAUGGGUCGUACGGCUCCGUGCCAAAUACGAAGCCUGCUGUCAUGGUUGGGUUACCUCCGCGUCGGUACGCACCGACCAGCGACACGGGUUCAGGGGGUGUGCGAUGGGGCAGGGUUUAGGCAGGUUGGCGAGGUCCCGUAGGGUGCAGCUGACGCCCAUACCCCAAGCAGACGGCAAACAAUUUGCAGCGGCAGAGCAGAAGUGCAUGGCUGGUCGAACGCCGGAGUUACUGUAACGACAAGUUGCU